Messenger RNA from Medicago truncatula (barrel medic), 2067 nucleotides. RefSeq lists its product as uncharacterized. The record is from RefSeq and is a predicted model, not a curated record. NCBI's taxonomy places the organism in Eukaryota, Viridiplantae, Streptophyta, Magnoliopsida, Fabales, Fabaceae. Gene Ontology annotation, molecular function: RNA binding. The transcript has 14 exons. Gene Ontology annotation, cellular component: nucleus. Gene Ontology annotation, biological process: DNA alkylation repair; regulation of DNA-templated transcription. Bases 126 to 1646 code for a protein of 506 amino acids.
CCGGCCGUUUGACCCGUGGGCACAUAUUUAACUUUGCCACCCCUACGAGGGAGUAAUUACAAUUAACAUGCUUAUGCACCGAAAGUGUCCUUGGAAUUCAUUCAUUGAUUCAUCGGAGUGAGGGAAUGAUAGGUUGCAGGUCUUUGUUGAGAGUCCACCGAUUUCUCAGAUUUACCAACCUUAUACACUUUCAGGGACAGAGAACUUAUUAUGGUUUAAGCUGUGAUUCUAUAAUGGGUGGUAGAAAAAAGAGAGUUGUUAUUGAUGACCAUAGCAAUAAGCAGAAAGCAAUGACUUCUAUCUGGAGACCUGUUUCGACUAAUGCUAGUUCUUGUGAAGAAAGCUUGUUAACGGCUGCGACGGUUGAGUCAAAAGAUGGAGAUAGAGUUCAAGAAGUGGGUUGUAGCACAUCCGGCACUAUCUCUAAUGAGUAUGACAUGAAGGUAGCUGCUGAAUCUAUUGAUGAAAAUACAGAAUCAGCUGCUAGUUCCAGCCAAUUGCAGGGUGAUGUUGAAAACAAAGUGCUAGGAGAUUCAUCUCUCUCCACCGAAAAGCAUUCAAUUUCUGUGCAGGUUGGUGCUUCUCUAUUUCGUUUUAUUAAAGGAAAAGGGGGAUUCACACAGAAAAAGAUAGAAGAGGAGACGAAGGUUAAGAUAAUAUUCCCUUCUUCAAAAGAAGACGAGUUUAUCACCAUUGAAGGCAUUUCAAUAGAUAGCGUGACUUCAGCUUCAGAGAAGAUUCAGGCUAUAAUUGAUGAGGCGGUCAGGAGUCGAAGUCUUGAUUAUUCACACCUCGUAUCCCUUCCAUUGGCCAUCCAUCCUGAGUUAGUUUCUAAACUAAUCAAUUUUCAACACACUAUUUUGGGAAAUGACGAUUCUAGCAUAGACGAGAAUCUUGACACCGACUCCAAUGAGGCUGAGGAUAUUAAUGAUAACAAAGAAGUGGAUCAAUUGUCAAAGAAAAAGGCUGAUGUUGCAGUUGAACUGAAAGUUGAUGAUGACCGUAAAUCAGUUAAAGUUAAUCCUACUAGCAUACCACUAGUCAGUUAUGCACCUAAAGCAUCCAAGGCUCCCACUUCAUCUGACUUGGGGAUUGAAAAAUCUAUAUUCAUCAAGCCUAAGACAUUUCACCUCACAGUACUCAUGCUUAAGCUGUGGAACAAGGACCGGGUUAAGACAGCUACUGAGGUCUUGCAGAGUAUUUCCUCAGAAGUUAUGGAAGCAUUGGAUAAUCGACCUGUCUCGAUAAGAUUAAAGGGGCUGGAAUGCAUGAAAGGUUCGUUGGCCAAAGCCCGUGUCCUGUAUGCUCCUGUAGAAGAAAUUGGCAGUGAGGGGCGUCUUUUACGUGCCAGUCAAGUCAUAAUUGAUGCAUAUGUUAAAGCUGGACUUGUCUUGGAGAGUGAUGCUAAACAAGGACUGAAGCUGCACGCCACUUUGAUGAAUGCAAGGCAUAGGAAAAGGACAAAACAGAAGAGAAAUGAUGUAUCUUUUGAUGCACGAAACAUAUUCAAGCAGUAUGGAUCAGAGGACUGGGGGGAAUAUCUUAUUCGUGAAGCUCAUCUAUCGAAGAGAUUUUCAUUUGAUGAAAAUGGAUACUAUCAUUGCUGUGCUUCAAUACCUUUUCCUGAAAAUAUGCAGGUAGAGUGAUUGAUAUCUUUGAGGAAUCAUGGGAGUUGCUUCUCAAAGUCUUUAAACUUCCCUUGCAGCCAAUGUAAAUGCUUGUCGACACCAAUCAGAAAAAAGUGGGUACUAGUAGUGCAUGGGGUUUAGAUCAAUUUUGUGUUUAAAUGCUUUGCUUGACAGUUGACACGGUUUCUUAUGGAGCUCGAAUUCCUAAUCGGCAGUGAAUGUCAAAUGUUUUUUUCGUUAAACAUCACUGAUAUUGCACCUUUUGCUGAUAGCUUAUUGAUGGACCUGGAUUCUUUGCCGUCACCAAACUCAGUUAUUGCACUCUACUUAUCUUCAUGACAUUGGAUUGAGCUCAAAUAACUUUAUAUUGGACUCACCAAAUCAUAUUUAAAAUAUGAACUCAAAAUGAGUCGGUUGAUCUUUUAUUCAACAGUUGGAA